CGCCCUCCCACUUCCUGUGUCUUACUUUCCUUUCCGCUAGCGUGCAGGCAAUGAGUCGAACUCCCGGCAAAUUCAGAACUCUCCUCUCCAAAGCCCGCAGCUACAUCGGCCUCGCCACCGCCUCAACAGCCGCCGCUUCCGCUUCUCUCUCCACCUCAGUCGCCGGCGCAUCCAUGGAGGAGCUCAGGACCCGCGUCUGUAUCAUCGGGAGCGGCCCCGCUGCCCAUACCGCCGCCAUCUACGCCGCCAGAGCCGAGCUCAAGCCCAUACUCUUCGAGGGCUGGAUGGCCAACGACAUCGCCCCCGGCGGCCAGCUCACAACCACCACCGACGUCGAGAACUUCCCCGGAUUCCCCGAAGGGAUCAUGGGCGGAGAGCUCAUGGACCGCUGCCGUAGCCAGUCCCUCCGAUUUGGAACCCAAGUCUUCACCGAGACAGUAAACAAGGUCGAUUUCUCUUCCACUCCUUUCAAGAUCGCCACCGAUUCGAAGACCGUCGUCGCUGAUACCGUCGUGGUCGCCACUGGGGCGGUAGCCAAACGCCUCCAUUUCUCCGGGUCGGACACUUUCUGGAACCGGGGGAUCUCCGCGUGCGCGGUGUGCGACGGCGCCGCGCCCAUUUUCAGGAACAAGCCGCUCGCGGUGAUCGGAGGUGGGGAUUCGGCGAUGGAAGAGGCGAAUUUCUUGACCAAGUACGGGAGCAAAGUUUACAUCAUUCACAGGAGGGAUACUUUCAGGGCAUCCAAGAUUAUGCAGAACAGGGCUUUGACAAACCCUAAGAUUGAAGUGCUGUGGAAUUCGGUGGCGGAGGAGGCUUAUGGAGAAAGGUCGCUUACUGGGUUGAAGGUGAAGAACAUGGUGACCGAUGAAGUCUCUGAUUUGAAAGUUUCUGGGUUGUUCUUCGCCAUUGGGCAUGAACCAGCUACCAAGUUCUUGGAUGGGCAGCUGGAGCUCGACUCCGAUAGCUACGUUUUGACCAAGCCCGGAACUACGCAGACUAGCGUUCGUGGUGUAUUUGCUGCUGGUGAUGUUCAGGACAAGAAGUAUAGGCAGGCUAUAACAGCAGCUGGCACUGGGUGCAUGGCAGCACUGGAAGCAGAGCAUUACUUGCAAGAGAUCGGCACCCAAGAGGAUAAGAGCGAGCCAUCCAAGAUGUAAAAGGUUUGCUUUUACUGAAGAAAGCAGGAUGUAUUCAUUAAUUGUGAUUGCUUAAGUGGAGAACUAUAAGCGAGAUUGUGACAGAUUGGUCCUAUUGUUAUGCCUUUGAUGAUGAUUAGCCUGAGUGAAACGGGUUGUUUCUACAUUAAGGCGCAUGGCCUUGAGUGUCAGAUGAUGCUCUCAAUUCAGACAUUGCAAAAGUUUAUUAGUUCGUAAUAGAUCGAUUGGACAUUUUAUUGUGAUGAGUGAUUACGGUGUUCUAUGCAUCAAGAUUUGUGUUAAGUUUUCAGUUCAUGUGAGCAAGAUGGAGGGGCUUUUUUUUUUUUUUACUUAGGCAGAAAUUCAAAUACAUAGACAUAAAGAGGACAGUAAUCAUCCACGGCAGUUGGUCAAUAAUCGAACUUACGAUAAGAGUGCCUUUUAUUUUUAGUUAGGCAUAAAUUUAAAUACAUAGACAUAAAGAGGAGAGUAAUCAUCCACGGUAGUCGGUCAAUAAUCGAACUUACCAUAAGAGUGCUUUUUUUGCUUUAUGAUGGAUAGCCUGGUAGAAUGCGGAGGCGUAAAAGUACCCAAACAAAAAGAAGCGUGUAGCAAAAACAAUUUUGUCCACAAGUGCUCCAAGUUGUUCGCCACAUCCCUAACCAGAACCAGCCUCACCAGCAUUGAUUGAGACAUCACCACAAAGUGUUGGGAGCAGCAUUGCAAUGACUCCAGCAAAAUCUGCGGAUAGCAUCAGCUAGAAAGAUCGAAGAAGAAAUUGGCCACAAAUGGCUCGGGCUCGCUCCAUAGCAAAAUCAGCGGAUAGCAUCAGCUAGAAAGAUUGAAGAAGUAAUUGGCCACAAAUGGCUCGCUCCAUAUAUGGAAGGUGACAAUUUCAAAUUGGAACAAGCAUGGAAAGAAAAGGACUCAAAUCUACAGGCUCCGUGAGGAAUUGUAAGUAUAUAAAGGUGUGAGAAUUAG
Molecule: messenger RNA, 2117 nt
Organism: Linum trigynum
Lineage: Eukaryota; Viridiplantae; Streptophyta; Magnoliopsida; Malpighiales; Linaceae
Source: the annotation of a GenBank genome assembly